CAGCUCCAUCUACGGUUCCUAUCGAUGCUAUAGUUACUGACCACACCCCUUGUCACCACCAUGGUACAGCUACAGAGCUUGAGAAGGCAAUGCCUCUCCCUACAAUCUCAAUCCUUCGUAAAGACUAUUCGGUCUCUCUCGACCUCUCCUUCGCCGCAGAAUGCCCCCUCGUCGACAGCGAAGUCCCUUUCGGCAACAGGCCCCACCACGAAGAAGCCUCACGGCAUUGAUCCCCGAUGGCUGACCAUGACCAAACGUAGACUCGGUCGCUGCAUGAUGUUCGGUCUUAGGCCGUCACAAAUUCAAGAAUCCGGCGAAUUACUGCAACAGAUCGCGCGGGAUUGGCGGGAGCUCGUCGCGGGUAGCGAGGGCUAUCUGACCGAUGCAUCAAGAAGAGGCUUGUUCAAGCAGGCUGUCGCAUGGGGUGAAAUGGAUAGCAUGGGGCAUGUCAACAAUGUCACCUACGCUCGGUACGCAGAAACCGCCCGUGUGUAUUUCACCCGCAACUUCGCGAUGCACAUCGAUCCGGCCCAUAAGAAGGAGUGGAUGAACCUUGUCAGCUCCCGAGGGAUCGGAUUGAUCAUGCGAAGCAUCAAGAUCGAUUACAAAUUCCCGAUGACCUACCCCGACCAAGUUACGGUAUAUCACAAACUGGUUCACGACCCUGCGGCGCCCGACGCAUCACCGUAUGCAUUCCAGCUCCAGGCAAUCAUUCUCUCGGAGGCGCGCUCCCGACCCGCCGCGCGCGUCCACGAGGAUCUGGUCACAUAUGACUACAAGCAGGCCAAGAAGACCGCGCUUCCACCUUUCUUGUUUGAGCAGCUCAAGAAGACCUGGGAGCUUCAAGAGCAGGCAAAGGAGUAUUGGCGGCAGCGCAUCCUGGACAUCGAAGCGCGGGUUCGGGCGCUGGAGGUUGAGAGCUGGGAUCGGGAGGAUGCCGUUGAGGAUACCGGAUCUGCCAGGAAGUGAGGACCUCCCCUCCACCAACUUGUGGCUUUGCGGGCCAGACCCUGUGGUUGAUUGAGUGGAACCGAGACAUGGAGGCUUUGGCUAUCCGGUGAUAGAAGGCGUUGGCAGUGAUUGCCAGUUUAGAUGUUAGCCAGAUGCAAGCAAGUGAGCACGAGUUUGUAUAG
Aspergillus fijiensis CBS 313.89 is the source of this 1133-nucleotide messenger RNA. RefSeq names its product thioesterase family protein. NCBI's taxonomy places the organism in Eukaryota, Fungi, Ascomycota, Eurotiomycetes, Eurotiales, Aspergillaceae. Bases 247 to 969 code for a protein of 240 amino acids. The record is from RefSeq and is a predicted model, not a curated record. Gene Ontology annotation, molecular function: fatty acyl-CoA hydrolase activity. The transcript is spliced from 4 exons.